Molecule: messenger RNA, 483 nt
Organism: Trichomonas vaginalis G3
Lineage: Eukaryota; Parabasalia; Trichomonadida; Trichomonadidae
Exons: 1
Coding region: 1-483 (160 amino acids)
Source: RefSeq, a predicted model, not a curated record
AUGGCUCAGGUAGCUCUAGAUGGUAAAUUGUCUUGUCAAAUCCUUCUGACAUUCCGAGUUCUUCCUUCCGACAGGAAAAAAUUUUCCUUCCGACAGGAAGAACUCUUCCUUCCAACAGGAAAAAAUUUUCCUUCCAACAGGAAAAAAUUUUCCUUCCAACAGGAAAAAUUUUUCCAGUUGUCCGUCCGUAAACCAUUCAAAUUUUCGAAAAUUGAGAACUUUUUGGUCGAACUUCAGGAAAAAUUUUUCCUUCCGACAGGAAAAAAUUUUCCUUCCAACAGGAAAAAAUUUUCCUUCCGACAGGAAGAACUCUUCCUUCCAACAGGAAAAAAUUUUCCUUCCGACAGGAAGAACUCUUCCUUCCGACAGGACACAAACGAAUGUCCGACGUACCACCAACCGAGUCCAUUCCAAAGCCAGAAGAACCGACAGCCCCAGCACCACAACAGACUAAGACUAAACACUUACAUUUUUUACGCUUGA